CCUCCCGGCGUCGCAGCUCCGAGGGACCGGGGCUCGGAGGACCGGGGAUGUGUCUCCUGCUGGGGGCUGCGGGAGUCGGGAAGACCCUGCUGGUGAAACGCCUGCAGAAGCUGAGCUCGGGAGAUGGCAAGGGCGACCUGGGGGACCCUCCGCCGACGCGGCCCACGGUUGGCACCAACCUCACUGACAUCGUGGCCCACAGGAAAAUCACCAUCCGAGAGCUCGGGGGUUGCAUGAGCCCCAUCUGGUCCAGUUACUAUGGAAACUGCCAUUCGCUCCUGUUCGUGAUGGAUGCCUCUAACCCCACCCAACUCUCUGCAUCCUGCGUGCAGCUCUUGGGUCUCCUUUCUGCAGAAGAACUUGCAAAAGCCUCGGUCCUGAUACUCUUCAAUAAAAUCGACCUUCCCUGUUACAUGACCGUGGAGGAGAUGAAGUCAAUAAUCAGGCUUCCAGACAUCAUUACUUGUGCCAAGCAGAACAUCACCGCGGCAGAAAUAAGUGCCAGGGACGGCACUGGCUUGGCAGCAGUACUGCUCUGGCUCCAGGAGCAGCACAGAUGAGCAGUUGACGGCAGGACGGAGCAUUCUGGCUGACCCGGUGCCUGGGGACAAAGACUGACGUGACUGCCUCUGAAGAUGUGUUCUGGUGAAGCAGAUGCACCCAGUGUGUCCCUGAGUGACAGCGAUCUUUGUGAGCCUGUGUACAGAGGCUGCUGUCAUCUGGCCUCUGAAGAUGUGUUCUGGUGAAGCAGACGCACCCAGUGUGUCCCUGAGUGACAGAUCUCUGCAAGCCUGUGUACAGACGCUGCCGUCAUCUGGAGUAUGUCAUCUCUGGAGAAUGUCCCCAAGAUUGGGAGAGGAAAGAACUGCAGGUGGCUGGAUGUCUUCCUGCUAUCCAGAUGAAAGUGCUGCUGGGACUGCACCAGGAACUCUGGGCCUGUGCCUGAGGGCUUUGGACUCUACUGCUCCACUGAGCCCAGAUAUUUUUGCUAGUACAAGCUCUGCCCUUCUGAGUUUCUGAUAUCUUAACCAUGUUCCCCAGAAAAAAAUUUAUAUAAAGUUAAUGAGUGAGUAUAAGACCUGUCUCAAGAGGGCUGGAGAGGUGGCUCAGCAGUUAAAAGCACUAGCUGCUCUUCCAGAGGACCGGAGUUCAAUUCCCAGCACCCACAUGACAGCUCACACUGUCCGUACCUCCUGUUGAGGGGAUCUGACACUCUCACACAGACAUACAUGCAGGCAAAACACCAUGAAAAAAAAGUCUCAAUGAGAAACAAAAACCAGGCAGGAUGUGGUGGUACAGGGCCAUGUCUUGAGCUACUCAAGAGACCAGAGUAGAAGGAUCAUUUUGAGCCCAGGGAUUGAAGAACCCAGGCAACACUGGGGUCGGGAGAGCCUCUCUCAAAACGAUAGGGGUGAGGGACCAGGUGUGGUAGAGCGUUUCUUGGGAGACAGAGGCAGGAGGAUUUCUGAGUUCUGUGCUAGUCUGGUCUACACAAACACUAUAAAACAAAAAGAUGAAGCCAGCGAUGGUGGCACAUGUCUUAAAUCCCAGCAAUCAGGAGGCAG
Messenger RNA from Chionomys nivalis (European snow vole), 1565 nucleotides. RefSeq names its product ADP ribosylation factor like GTPase 16 (gene Arl16). The transcript has 5 exons. NCBI's taxonomy places the organism in Eukaryota, Metazoa, Chordata, Mammalia, Rodentia, Cricetidae. Gene Ontology annotation, molecular function: GTPase activity; GTP binding. The coding region runs from base 48 to 560 and encodes 170 amino acids. The record is from RefSeq and is a predicted model, not a curated record.